Truncatella angustata is the source of this 690-nucleotide messenger RNA. RefSeq lists its product as uncharacterized. Lineage: Eukaryota; Fungi; Ascomycota; Sordariomycetes; Amphisphaeriales; Sporocadaceae. The coding region runs from base 1 to 690 and encodes 229 amino acids. The transcript has a single exon. The record is from RefSeq and is a predicted model, not a curated record.
AUGUCAACCCAACUCGUACCCACGCCUGUUUCCACAAACUACCAACAAUCCAACUACGGGGCACCGUGCUCUGGCAUGUACACGCGAGACGACCACAAUGGAUUUCAUACAGGAUGGACUGCUAUUGCGCAAACUAGCAACUUUCUAUCAGUCUCUUUGCCCAUGCCCAUGCCCAUGUCCAUUCCCGUCAGCCUCACUCCAUUGUCCGGACAUCAGCCUGGCUCUUCUACCCUGGUUAAACUCCUGUACGGUAUCGCUCUGGAAGCUGGGUGGGAGGAAGAGAAGUCCCGUGGAGUACCUAUCAUCGAGGCCAGAGACCUCCACAGACACCGUCCAUGCAAGGAAAUGCAACACUUUGCAUACGAGUUCCUCCUUAAAAAACUGUACGAGGAGUUGAAGUGGCCCAAGAGCCGAGAAGCAGCGUUUGUGAUAUCAUGCUGUGAAUGGGCAGCUUAUGACCGCUGCCAUCCACCACCUCCAUAUUUUAUCCAAAAAGCAAUCCAGAAGCUCAUGUUUCGGGAGUGGCCAUGGUGGUACUUCGACGCGACAGGAGCGGGUGUGGUCGUUCGGGAAAGCGAAAGGAGCACUAUGACAGGGCUCAUAAAUCUUUGGAAGAGUCAGCGUGCCAGGCACGAGAAAAAAAAGCUCGAAACCUUCAAGUCCGCAACGAGUUGUUACUUCUCGUUGUGA